This is a messenger RNA of Ostreococcus lucimarinus CCE9901, 2268 nucleotides long. RefSeq lists its product with no specific name. The coding region runs from base 1 to 2268 and encodes 755 amino acids. The transcript has a single exon. Gene Ontology annotation, cellular component: nucleus; MCM complex. Lineage: Eukaryota; Viridiplantae; Chlorophyta; Mamiellophyceae; Mamiellales; Bathycoccaceae. Gene Ontology annotation, biological process: DNA replication; DNA strand elongation involved in DNA replication; mitotic DNA replication initiation. Gene Ontology annotation, molecular function: single-stranded DNA helicase activity; ATP binding; single-stranded DNA binding. The record is from RefSeq and is a predicted model, not a curated record.
AUGAGCGCGGGCGAACACUUGCACGCGGCGCAGGCGCAGCGGGAUGAGGUGGCGGCGCAGACGUACAUUUGGGGGACGAGGGUGAACGUGCUCGACACGCAGCAGCGCUUUCGGAGGUUUAUCGAAAACUUUGAAUUGCCCGACUCCGCGGAUUCGUACUACGACGAGCGCAUGCGAGAGAUUUACGAAAAAGAGCACACGCACUUGGAUUUGGAUUGUCAACACGUGCACGAGUACGAUGAGUUUUUGUACAAGCAGUUGAUUCAUUAUCCGCAAGAGAUCAUUCCGCUCUUUGAUGUCGUGGCGAACGAAUACUUUUUGGAAAACGUCGUCGCGCCCGAAGAUAUGGACGAGGACACGCCCGCCGCGCGAAUCAUCGUUCGACCGUUCAACAUGAUGGACGCCAAGCCGAUGCGUGACUUGAAUCCUUCGGAUAUUGACAAGAUGGUGUGCGUGCGCGGGAUGGUGACGCGAUGCACGACGAUUAUUCCCGAUCUGAAGCUCGCGUACUUCAAAUGCUUGAUGUGCGGGUUCGCCCCCGAGCACGUUCAGGUUGAUCGUGGACGCGUGAACGAGCCCCCGCUCAAGUGUACGGAGUGCGGAAAGCCAGGGACGAUGACGUUGAUUCAUAACCAGUGCGUCUUCGCGAACAAGCAAACCGUCAAAAUGCAAGAGACGCCGGACGCGAUUCCCGAGGGUGAAACCCCACACACUGUUUCGAUGUGCGUUUUCGACGAACUCGUCGACCAAGCCAAACCCGGCGAUCGCGUGGAAGUCACGGGAGUGUACCGCGCCGUGCCGAUUCGCAUCAGUUCGACGCGAAGGACGUUGAAGAGCGUGUACAAGACGUACUUGGACAUUAUUCACAUUAGAAAAGACGCCGGUAAUCGCAUGCGAAACACCGCGGGCACCGAAGACGACGAAGCGGCGAAGCAUUCUUCCGCCGAGCGCGCAUCGAAACCGGCGAGCAAUCAAAAUCCGAACGCCCAACUCGAGUUCACUCCGGCGAGGACGGCGGAGAUCGAAGAGCUCGGGCGAUCGCCGGAUAUUUACCAACGUCUCGUGGCGUCGCUCGCGCCGUCGAUUUGGGAGUUGGAAGACGUGAAGAAAGGGCUACUGUGCCAACUCUUCGGGGCGACGAACAAGACAUUCAGUGGCACCGCAGCAAAUAAAGUUCGCGGUGAUAUAAACGUUUUACUAGUCGGUGAUCCGGGGGUGGCCAAGUCGCAAUUGUUGACGUACGUCCACCGCAUCGCGCCGCGCGGCAUGUACACCUCGGGCAGAGGUUCCUCAGCGGUCGGUCUCACGGCGUACGUCACACGCGAUCCGGAAUCAAAGGACAUGGUUCUUGAAUCUGGAGCCCUUGUGCUUUCCGAUAGAGGAAUUUGUUGCAUCGACGAGUUUGACAAAAUGUCUGAUAGCGCUCGAUCGAUGUUGCACGAAGUCAUGGAGCAACAAACGGUUUCCAUCGCCAAGGCUGGCAUCAUCGCCGUGUUAAACGCGCGAACAUCCGUGCUUGCCUCCGCGAACCCGGUGGGGAGUCGAUACAACCCAAAUAUGUCCAUGGUGGAGAACAUUCAGCUUCCGCCCACGCUUCUCUCGCGUUUCGAUUUGUUGUACCUUUUGCUCGAUCGCGCGAACCCGGAGACGGAUCGACGAUUGGCGCGACACUUGGUGAGCUUGCACUACAAAGAUCCGCCGCAAAAGAAGCGCGGCGCGAUUGAAGCGUCGUUGCUCACCGACUACGUUUCUUUCGCGCGAUCUCACGUACAACCGGUGCUGAGCGAUGAAGCCGCGGAGGAGCUCGUCGAAGGGUACGUGGAGAUGCGUCGCAUGGGAGGUAGUCGUAAAGUGAUCACGGCGACGCCGAGACAGUUGGAGUCUUUGAUCCGUCUUUCAGAGUCUCUCGCCCGUAUGCGCUUGAGCGUCCGAGUCGAUCGCGACGACGCGAAGGAAGCGUUGCGUUUGAUGCGCGUCGCCAUGCAACAAUCCGCCGUCGAUCCCCGAACGGGCACCAUCGACAUGGACAAGAUUUUAACCGGACACAGUGCGAGCGAUCGUCAACACCGCAAGGUCAUCGCUGACGGUAUCACGGCGUGCUUGACGUCGUCGAGCGGUCGACUUAGAUUGAGUGAGUUGGUAAAGAUGCUCGCGGAGAGAGACGGUUCUAUGGCGCUCAGCGUGCAGGAAGUUCGAGACGCAGCGAUGUUACUCGUCGAGCAAGAGACGUGCUCUAUACGGGGGGACUUGGUUCAGUUGCUGGCUUAG